AUGGCAGACGGUAAGUCACCACGGCUGACAAAAGCCGAAAUUGUGCGUCCCGAGGUACUCGCGCGCGGCGCGAAGAAAAGUAUGAAGCUGACUGAAGUUUAUCUUGCGCCGCGACUAGCGAAGAACAUUGUCUCGUACGGGAAGCGGGAGUGCAAAUGGUUUGCUCUCGUGUACGACGGUGGCAAACGCGCACUAGCGCGGCCCAGCGACCGUGCAGUCGCGUUUGACGUCGCGAUCGACAGCAUUGUGCUAUACUUUGAGACGACAGCGACACGUGGGAGGCACGGCGCUGAAGAUGCGAUCAUGACCGCGCUCGAAGCAAUUGCGACAAACGUAGAUGCCUGCGGUACGCACGAAGCCUCGCUGCAGCACUGGAAUCAGCGACUUGGCCACCUCGCGUUCGAUACAAUCGUGCGCAUGUCGCGCGAUCCAGCGACGGUAGUCUGA
Molecule: messenger RNA, 447 nt
Organism: Peronospora matthiolae
Lineage: Eukaryota; Oomycota; Peronosporomycetes; Peronosporales; Peronosporaceae
Source: the annotation of a GenBank genome assembly